AUCCUAUCCCAACCAAGCCAUGGCAUCACCAACACUCCUAACUCCCACCUCCAAACUCAUGACCCUCAUUCCCAUCAAGGCCACCAAAACCACCACCACCUCCACCGCCGCUGCCUCUACUACCUCAGUCCCCCAAGCUCGCCGCCGUGAGUUCUUAUCUAUCGCGGCGGCGGCUCUCUCGUCGCCAGCAUGGCUCUUCCCACUAACACCAGCAGCCCUCGCUGCUUCGGAUGAAGAGUACGUUAAAGAGACCGAGGAGGUGAUCCAGAAGGUCAAGAGCACCAUCAGCAUGGACAAGAAUGACCCCAAUGUGGCCACCGCAGUUGCCGAGCUCAGAGAAACAUCUAACUCGUGGGUGGCUAAGUACAGGAGGGAGAAAAAUUUGCUGGCUAGGGUCUCUUUCAGAGACAUUUACUCGGCGAUCAAUGCCGUUUCAGGACACUAUGUUAGUUUCGGGCCAACGGCUCCGAUUCCGGCGAAGAGAAAGGCGAGGAUCUUGGAAGAGGUCGAAACUGCAGAGAAAAACCUAUUGCGGGGUAGAUAGAUAACUAAUAUAAAAAAUGGAUUACUCUGUAAAUUUAAGUACUCAUGGAGAGGGCCAGAGGAAUUUUUCUUUUCCCUGUCAAUUAUUUACUACCAUGUUUUAUUUGAAUUUUGUUUUGAUUGUGCAGUAUGAGAAUACUGAGUGAGAUUAAUGGCUUAGGGUUUUCACUUUCAUAAAAAUCCGGCCUGUCUUUCAGAACA
Argentina anserina (silverweed cinquefoil) is the source of this 744-nucleotide messenger RNA. Its product is annotated as photosystem II repair protein PSB27-H1, chloroplastic. The coding region runs from base 20 to 544 and encodes 174 amino acids. The record is from RefSeq and is a predicted model, not a curated record. Gene Ontology annotation, biological process: photosystem II repair; photosystem II assembly. The transcript has a single exon. Lineage: Eukaryota; Viridiplantae; Streptophyta; Magnoliopsida; Rosales; Rosaceae. Gene Ontology annotation, cellular component: photosystem II; chloroplast thylakoid lumen.